AUGUCGGUGCCUUUGCUGAAGAUCGGCGUCGUGCUCAGCACCAUGGCGAUGAUCACCAACUGGAUGUCGCAGACCCUCCCCUCUCUGGUGGGGCUCAACACCACCAAGCUCACGGCGGCGCAGGGGGGAUAUCCAGACCGGAGCACAGGAGUGUUGCCAGCAAACCCGGAGGAAUCGUGGCAGGUGUACAGUUCAGCCCAGGAUAGCGAGGGGAGGUGUGUCUGCACGGUGGUGGCGCCCCAGCAGUCCAUGUGCUCACGGGAUGCCCGCACCAAACAACUGAGGCAGCUGUUAGAGAAGGUAAAACACAGCUUAACCUUUCAUCAACGCAUGACCCCGGUCCAGAACAUGACCCAGUCCAUCCAAGUGCUGGACCAGCGGACCCAGAGGGACCUGCAGUACGUGGAGAAGAUGGAGGUCCAGCUCCGAGGUCUGGAGACCAAGUUCAGGCAGGUGGAGGAGAACCACAAGCAGAACAUCGCCAAGCAAUAUAAGGCCAUAAAAGCGAAAAUGGAGGAGCUUAGACCGUUGAUACCAGUGUUGGAGGAGUACAAGGCCGAUGCCAAAUUGGUAUUGCAGUUUAAGGAGGAGGUCCAGAAUCUGACGUCAGUUCUAAACGAACUUCAGGAGGAGAUGGGGGCCUAUGACUACGAGGAGCUCCACAACAGAGUGUCAAAUCUUGAGGAGAGACUCCGAGCAUGCAUGCAAAAAUUAGCAUGCGGCAAACUUACGGGCAUCAGUGAUCCCAUCACCAUCAAGACGUCUGGAUCCAGGUUCGGAUCCUGGAUGACUGACCCUCUGGCACCUGAAGGAGACACUCGGGUCUGGUACAUGGAUGGUUACCACAACAACCGCUUUGUGCGGGAGUACAAGUCCAUGCAGGACUUCAUGAUGUCGGACAACUUCACCUCCCACCGGCUGCCCCAUCCGUGGUCAGGCACAGGUCAGGUGGUCUACAACGGCUCCAUCUACUUCAACAAGUUCCAGAGCCACGUCAUCAUCAAGUUCGACUUCCGCACCUCCUCCAUCAGCAAGUCCCGGCAGCUCGACUAUGCCGGCUUCAAUAACGCGUACCACUACGCCUGGGGCGGACACUCUGACAUUGACCUCAUGGUGGACGAGGGAGGGCUGUGGGCCGUCUACGCCACCAACCAGAAUGCCGGCAACAUCGUCCUCAGCAAGCUAAACCCUGGGACGCUGCAGAUCAUCAAGAGCUGGACCACCAACCACCCGAAAAGGAGCGCCGGUGAGUCUUUUAUGAUCUGCGGCACGCUCUACGUCACCAACGGCUACUCAGGAGGGACCAAGGUCUAUUACGCCUACUCCACCAACUCCUCUACCUACGAGUACAUUGACAUUGCCUUCCAGAAUAAGUACUCGCAUAUCUCCAUGCUGGACUACAACCCACGUGACAGGGCCCUCUAUGCUUGGAACAAUGGCCACCAGGUCCUUUACAACGUCACGCUGUUCCACGUCAUCCGCUCGGAGGAACUGUAA
This is a messenger RNA of Limanda limanda (common dab), 1497 nucleotides long. It is a transcript of the gene olfm1b, whose product is annotated as olfactomedin 1b. The transcript is spliced from 6 exons. The record is from RefSeq and is a predicted model, not a curated record. NCBI's taxonomy places the organism in Eukaryota, Metazoa, Chordata, Actinopteri, Pleuronectiformes, Pleuronectidae. Gene Ontology annotation, biological process: signal transduction. The coding region runs from base 1 to 1497 and encodes 498 amino acids.